Molecule: messenger RNA, 1197 nt
Organism: Melospiza georgiana
Lineage: Eukaryota; Metazoa; Chordata; Aves; Passeriformes; Passerellidae
Gene: SMIM29
Product: small integral membrane protein 29
Exons: 5
Coding region: 550-855 (101 amino acids)
Source: RefSeq, a predicted model, not a curated record
GUCCCGGGCGCAGCCCAGUGCGGGGGUCCCUCCGGUCCUGCCGCUGGUGAAGGCGGAACCCCCCCAGCCCCAGCUCUGCAGGGAGGGGGUGCGGAGUGCCCCUACCGGCACGGGGUGACACCGGCAGGGGGAUCAUUACCGGGUAGUUGGUUAUUGCCGGGCGGGAGGUGGGUUAUUACCUGUGCGCUGGUCAUUCCGGGGCGGUGAAUUCCCGGGGUGCGGGUCAUUACCGGGCGGUGGGUUAUUCCCGGACCGUGGGUUCCCGGGUCGGGGUCAUUCCCGGCGGUGGGUUAUUCCCGGGCAGUGGGUUCCCGGGCUGGGGUCAUUCCCUGGUGGUGAAUUCCCAAAGUGGGGCUCAUUCCCGGGAGGUGAGUCAUUCCCAGGCAGUGAAUUUUCGGGGUGCGGGUCAUUCCCGAGCGGUGAAUUCCCGGGGUGCGUGUCACUCCCGGGGUGCGGGUCACUCCCAAGGCCGCCCGUGGCUUGCAGAGCUCCCGCGGUGGGGCCGGCCGGGCGCGUCCCCCCGAUGCGGGCAGGAGCCGGCGCUGGGCCAUGAGCAACGCCACGGCGCCCACGGCCGCGGGCGCGGCGGGGGACUCGCUGGUGGGCUCCGUGCUGGGGCCCUUCCUCCUCCUCACCCUCCUCGGCGCCCUCCUGGCCGCGGUGAUGUACGUGAAGAAGAAGCGCAGGUCCGACCGGCUGCGGCACCGGCUGCUGCCCAUGUACAGCUACGACCCGGCCGAGGAGCCGCCCGAGUCCGAGCAGGAGCUGCUGGUGGAGGCUGAGGAGGCUCAGGUGGUGCCCGGCUGGGGGGGACCCUCGCCCCCUUGGCCCCCGCGCCGGGACUGGAGGGCCUGACCCUGCCUGGAGCACCGGGACCGGAUCCUGCCCGCGGGAGGGAAGGGAGCACGGGGGCAGCACUGGUUUCAUUGGCCAGAACGGGCAGGACGUGCCCACGGUGGUGCCAUGAUGCCACAGCUGCUGUCCCCACCUCUGAGCACUGACCAGGAUGGGACAUCUCCUACCUCAGUGCCUGGUUUUGCCAUUUUAGGGGUAUUUCUUUUGCUUGAACUGCUCCAGCAGCCCCUUGGAAAGCCCAGGAGGGUCCCCUGGGGCUGGCAGAUUGGCAGGGAGCAGCAGGUUCCGCUGGCACGGGAUGCCUGGGGGAAAAUGGGGUAAAUAAACGUGUUUCUGCCUUGG